Messenger RNA from Ramularia collo-cygni, 1116 nucleotides. RefSeq lists its product as uncharacterized. Gene Ontology annotation, biological process: carbohydrate metabolic process; peptide modification. Gene Ontology annotation, cellular component: plasma membrane. Lineage: Eukaryota; Fungi; Ascomycota; Dothideomycetes; Mycosphaerellales; Mycosphaerellaceae. The record is from RefSeq and is a predicted model, not a curated record. The transcript has 3 exons. Bases 1 to 1116 code for a protein of 371 amino acids.
AUGCCCCCGCGAUAUUUCAAGAACGAUGCCGAGCCGGCACGGCGAGAUCCACGCCGUCAACUCGAAGCUUCCCUUAACCGCCUCGUCACCGAGCACCCGCCCACCGAUGUCGCGCCCGGCGGCGGCCUGUUCAAGGGCCCCGUUAGCGUAGCCUACACCUUCCUCGUGCUGCAGCAAAUGUACCCAGACCUCAUCAUCGAAGGCCACGCGCUCGGCACGUGGUCUGCCGCAUACCUCAAACGCGCCCAAGAUGAGAUCGCAACUUACCCGGGCCCCAGCGUCGGCGCAUGUGGAAUUACAGACGAUAUCCUCGCUCUUUUGGCGAUUGGAGCUGCGAGCAGCAAGGAUGUGGACAUGGCUGCGAAUCUCUGCGACUACUCUGCCGAGGUGAUUGAUCCGGAGACGGAUAAUGAGAUGUUGUACGGCAGAGCUGGAUAUCUCUAUCUACUUCGCCUGGUCAAGGCGAGCUUCGUGGAUGAUCCCAAGACGCUGCAAUUGAUCACAGACACUCAGGACGAUGUUAUCGAUGCAAUUCUCGACUCCCCACGACCGUGGAAGUGGAGGGGCAAGACGUAUAUCGGUGCGUUGCACGGUGCAAUUGGCAUCAUCACACAGGUGGUCCUUACGGAUCCCAGAAAGUACGCGGAGAAGAUGCAGGCGGAGCUGGCCGUAAUACUUACCUACCAGUAUGAGGGUGGGAACUUCCCGGCCAGCGUGCCGCCUGAGAGGGAUCGUCUGGUGCAAGUGUGUCAUGGCGCGCCGGGUGUUGUGGCGAGUUUGGUGAGCAUUCAAGAGUAUUUUCCACAGUUGAAGGAGAAGAUUGCAAAGGCCAUUGCAAAGGGAAGGGAAUGUGUGCUGGAGCGGGGAUUACUGACCAAGGAGCCUUGCAUAUGUCAUGGCAUUUCUGGCAAUGCCCUAGCGCUGGAAGACGCGGACUUUGAACACUUUCUCACCUACACGACUGGCCAUGAGAUGAAGUCUAUGGAGAAGGACGGCAUGCUUGAGAAGUCAUCAGCACCCGAAAGCUUGUUCUCUGGUGAAGCUGGUCGAGCCUGGACUUGGGCCGUUGCGGACAAGGGACUUCCCAAACGGAUUCUUGGAUACAACGAUCUCUAA